This is a messenger RNA of Drosophila montana, 4257 nucleotides long. RefSeq names its product Daxx-like protein (gene Daxx). Bases 238 to 3900 code for a protein of 1220 amino acids. The record is from RefSeq and is a predicted model, not a curated record. Lineage: Eukaryota; Metazoa; Arthropoda; Insecta; Diptera; Drosophilidae. Gene Ontology annotation, molecular function: histone binding. The transcript is spliced from 5 exons.
UAUGGCAACAUUGUAUGCAAUAGAACUCUACAAAAAGCAAAGCAACCUAGCCUGCGAAAACAAACGCAAAGCAACAAUACAAACACAGGCGAAAUCAAAUUAUAAGACACAGACGUAAUAUAUGCGUGAAAAACUAGCUGGCAACAAUAACAGUUGCGUGUGUUAAGCCAAAUGUCAAGAAAAACUAGUAAAAAGCGACGCAUCAAAUAAAAAUUUAGUGUUAAGUGCUAUUCGACUAUGACUUCGGUUAUAUAUGUGGAUUUGAGCUCGGAUUCGGAGGAGGAGGUAAAAGCGCCAGUGACAUCGCCAACGUUCAGCUGGUGUAGAAAAGGCCCACCUGAUGUCAAGCGAGCGCGUCGUGACCAGGCAAGGAUGUCCACGCCGAAAGCCCUGCCCACAAAACUGUUGCAUAUACCAAAAGCGUCUCUUGCAACGCCUGUCACUGGCAUCAAAGCAACUCCAACUGCAACGACGACAGCGACAGGAACCGGAACAAUAGUAGGAACUUACAGGUCCAUGCAUAUACCCAGCGGCAUAACGGUUACCAAGCACAACAACAGCAACGGCAAUUUCAACAUGUCCACUGCGAAAAUCUCGCUGGAGAACAACAAUAAUAGCAACAGCAACAAUAACAACAACAAUAAUAAUAAUAACAAUACUGUGAAUAAUAAGCCAUUUAAAUUGUCGGGUGGCAACUGGACCAAGGCAAUAACUGGCACCACAAUGGCAACAAUCACCAGUGUACCCAUCCCCCAGAUGCUGACAUCCAAAGCGGCACAAAAAACCGCCACACAACUGCACAAGGCGCCGAUGAAGCAGAAGGCGGCGACGUUGGGGCAGCAAAAAACUGCGCUACUGCAGCAGCAGAAGCCGUCGACGCCGACGUCCCUGCAGCAACAGCAGCAGCUGCAGCCGAAGCCAACACUGACGAUGUCAAUGCUGCACCUGCAACAGCAGCAAAAGCCGUCGACGCCAACGUCCGUGCUGCAGCUGCAACAGCAAAAGACGCCGACGUCGACGCCCAUGCAAAUGCAACACCAGCAGAAGCCGUCCACAUCGAUGUCGCCAUUGCAAUUGCAGCAACAGCAAAAGACGAAAGCGCCGACGCCGCCCUUGACGCCACAAAAGCCAAUGUUACAACAACCGCGGCUUAUAAAGCCGAAGGCUCUGCCAGGUCCACAGCUGUCGUUGACAAAAAAGCUGCCCGUUAAACUAAAGCCGCAAGCAGCACAGCGUUUGCCCACACUGCAAAAGAUGCCGUCGACAAUGACGCUAACGUCGCCCGCGCUGCUGCAGCCGAAGGCCGGGCAAUUGCCAUCGCCGGCACAGAAGCUGCCACCGCCGGCGCACAGUGGCAACAGCAACGUGAUGGUGCACAAACAGAAGCAGCAGCAGCUGUCGUUGACGUCGACGUCAACGCUUGCACCGCCACCGCCGGCGCAUCAUUCGACAGGCAGCACGCCGCCGCAGCUGGCGAAGCUAACGCCAAUGCCUAUGCUGAGCAGGCUGAAUGUGGCGCUGUCCAAUCCCGCUUACAACAACAGUGCAGCCCGCACGUUGCCAUACAAAAUGAAAACAACAACAGCAACGGCAACAACAACAGCCAUGCGAAGCGUGCAGCCCAGCAGCAGCAGCAGCAUAACAUCCUCCACGCCCAUGACGGCUGGCGCUACGCCGCCCCUUCGUUUGCUAGCCACGCCUCCGCACUGUGCUGCGGCGCUGAAUGAGCCGCUGUUACUCAAUCUGCCGCCCACCACGAGCAUAACGCCACAGCUGACGCCAACAACGACGCCGCCGCCGGCCGCAGCGCCAGCUGCAGCAGCAGCAAAAAUAACAUUUCCCGGCGCCAGCAUAUCGCCUGUGCAAAAGCCCGCAGCCAAGCGCGUGCAGCCUAUAACGGUGCUCAAGAAGUCGGAUGACGAGUGGCGCAGGCAUCUUGCCCAGCAGCAGCUGCAGGAACUGAAGCAAAAAGAUAGGCAGAACUCCACGCCCACCAUAGUGCUAGUGGAAUCGCCGCCAACAACGCCGCCCACAGAAAAAGUGGAAAAUGAGCAGACCAAGCGUAAGACGCCGCCUGCUGCAGUUGCUCCACCUGCUGCGCCAGUCGCAACAGCUGUGUCCGCGGCAAAAGCCUCGCCAGCAGCUGCAACAGCAACACGUGCGCCCCUCGUGCCGGAGUAUACAGCACUGCUGCAACUGUGUCGCGAGCUGGACAAGUCGGAGGACAUGGAGCGUCUGAUUGAGAUUAAAUUGCUGAAAUAUUAUUACAGUGUGCAUGAGAAUUUUGUGCGUUCGCGCGGCUUUCGCAAGCAAUUGGAGCAGGCCAUGGAGCGUAUGCGCAAUGAGCCGGAUAUGAUUUAUGUGCAUCUCAAGUGUAUCGUCGAUGAGCUGAAGGUGCGACGCAAGGCCAAGGUUGUCGAGCUGCCGAUGGACGAGGCGCCGCCGACUGAAGAAAAGGCAGCAGCGCGAAUUCCAGCGACAGCAACAGCAACAGCGCCAGCUGGAGCCGCAACAGCAGCUGAGAUUAAGACAGCGGAGCCAGCUCCGGCGGCAGCACCGACAACAACACCCAGCACGGGCAAUAAACGCAGCGAUGAGCGCAUCCGGAAACUCAAUCGAACAUUGUACACUAUAACGAAACGUAUUAGCGCCUUGGAGGAGGCGGAUGUCGAUUGGAAUGACGAUGAUGAUUCCAGUUAUCUGCAGGUGGAGCGCUACAAGAAGCGCGCCUGUCAGAUCUAUGAGAAAAUCUGUGAUCUAACCGGUGAAAGUAAAAGCGCCCAUCGCCAGAUGAAGCAGCCCAUAUUAUUUAAGGAUACACCAUAUCCGCAAUUUAAUCGCACACUUUCCGCGUUUGUCAAUCGCAUGCAUGAAUUUCCCGAUUACCACGACGUGCUCCAGCUGCUCGAGCAUUGCAAUAAGGAGAAGAAUCUGGGCCUGGCUACAUUCGAAAUGAAGCGCAUAGCUCAUGAUGCCUUCGUCAAGGUGGGUCGUCUGCUGCAAGCGAGGCGCAAGACUGAUCUUUACGAGACCGUCACACAUUUUACGGCCAAUGCCAAGGAUCCGGCGGCCUCGGAUGCCGCUCUACUGGCCAAGCUGAACGAGAACAACAAGAAGCAAACUAAAAUAAGUGAUAUACUGGAAAAAUUUGCGCGCGAGCAGGAUCUCACCACAGAGGAGCAGCGCGAGGCGCGACUCAAGGAGAAACAGCUACAGGCAACAGCGGCAGCAGCAGAAGCAGCAGCGGCGCCGACGACGGCCAAUGAUACAGCCAAAGCUGCCGGCGAUGAUGAUGACAAGCCCUGCACUAGCGCGCAGGCGGCGCAAGCAGCCCAGGCGCAGGCUCAAACAGCGCAAAUCGUGUUGACCAAUGGCCUACAAAAGCAUCGGGACAGCGAGCACGAGAGCGACAGCGAUGAGGAGGAUGAGGAUGAUGAAACGGAUGAGGAUGUCGAUGCCUUUGUGGACAACUUCAAAGCAAAUGGCGAAAUAAGCGAUGCAGAGUCCGAAACGGAAGCGAAUGCAGCACCAAAGACAUCUGCCGCGGCGGCUGCUCAUGUGAUAGUUAAUAAUAUAACGAGAGUCAAGACUGCUGAGUCCAGCCCCAAGGUUGCAAAUAAUGAUAUUAAUGUUGAUAUUGUUAAUGAGAAUGCGGCUGCCAAGACGCUGCCCAAUGGCAAGCUAAAGGAUGCAUCUGCUCCCCAUACGCUAAAGGUCAUGUCCGUUUCUAGUCUAAAUGCCACUCUAUACGCCAGCAGUAGCAACAACAAAAACAACAACAACAAUAAUAAGAACAAGAGCAACAUUAGCAGCCCAGAGCAGCCGCAGCAGCAGCAGCAGCAAAAGAAACAACAAAUCUUAAUAGACACAGAAAUUAUCAUUUCGGAUGAGGAAUCAUAGAUGUUUUUUCUACCGUUACACCAUUUUCCAUCACAUCAGCAAAAUGUUAGUUUAUGUUUUUAGUUAGAAUUUAUUUAUUUAUCUCAUAUAGCGCACAGUUUGUUAUACUUCCAUUUACUUUAUACGUUGUUUUGCAUUCAGUGAAUUGAAUUACAUCUGUAUUUUAUGUAUCAUAUAUUAUGUAUCAUUUAUUUUCCAUAUUAUGCAGCACUUUGUGGAUGCUGUGCUAUAUCCUAAGGUUUUUACGUGCGCAAAAAAUGCUUGGAUAGUGUAAAUAUGAAAUGCAACUACUAUUAAUUAAGUGUAUGUUUUAAAAAAACACUAAUGACAUAAGAAAUAAAUGAAAAUUAAAAAUAA